AUGGCCUGCUGUCAAACUAGCUUCUGUGGAUUUCCCAGCUGCUCCUGUGAGACCUGUGGACCCAGCUGCUGCCAGACCAGCUGCUGCCAGCCAACCUGCUGCCAGACCAGCUGCUGCCAGCCAACCUGCUGCCAGACCAGCUGCUGCCAGCCAACCUGCUGCCAGACCAGCUGCUGUCAGCCAACCUGCUGCCAGACCAGCUGCUGUGGCACUGGCUGUGGCACUGGCUGUGGCACUGGCUGUGGAGCUGUGAGCUGCCGCACCAGGUGGUGCCGCCCUGACUGCCGCGUGGAGGACACCUGCCUGCCCCCCUGCUGCGUGGUGAGCUGCACCCCCCCAACCUGCUGCCAGCUGCACCAUGCCCAGGCCGCCUGCUGCCGCCCGUCCUACUGUGGACAGUCCUGCUGCCGCCCAGCCUGCUGCUGCUACUGCUGUGAGCCCACCUGCUAA
Molecule: messenger RNA, 450 nt
Organism: Eptesicus fuscus (big brown bat)
Lineage: Eukaryota; Metazoa; Chordata; Mammalia; Chiroptera; Vespertilionidae
Product: keratin-associated protein 1-1-like
Exons: 1
Coding region: 1-450 (149 amino acids)
Cellular component (GO): keratin filament
Source: RefSeq, a predicted model, not a curated record